Anoplopoma fimbria (sablefish) is the source of this 3501-nucleotide messenger RNA. Its product is annotated as desumoylating isopeptidase 1-like. Bases 84 to 590 code for a protein of 168 amino acids. The transcript is spliced from 6 exons. Gene Ontology annotation, biological process: protein modification by small protein removal. The record is from RefSeq and is a predicted model, not a curated record. NCBI's taxonomy places the organism in Eukaryota, Metazoa, Chordata, Actinopteri, Perciformes, Anoplopomatidae. Gene Ontology annotation, molecular function: peptidase activity.
CAGCUGUGCCGUUAAAUGUCCGUCGCUUGGCAAGCGAAAAAAAUAAAAAUAAAAAUAAAAUAAAAUAUUUUGGGGUUUAUAUUAUGGAUAAGAAUGCUACGCGAUACAAUGUACAACUAUAUAUUUAUGAUCUAUCGAGAGGGAUGGCUCGCAGCCUCAGCCCCAUCAUGUUAGGAAAGCAACUGGAUGGUAUAUGGCACACAGCCAUAGUGGCAUUCGGUGAUGAGUUCUUCUUUGGAGGGGAGGGGAUCUCCAGCUGUUCGCCGGGUGGGACGAUGUUGGGCCCUCCAGACACAGUGGUAGAGCUGGGCGAGACAGAAGUGUCUGAGGAGAUCUUCAUGGAUUACCUCUCUUCCCUGGGGGAAAGCACAUACAGAGGUGACAGGUAUCGUCUGUUUGAGCACAACUGCAACACCUUCACUAACGAGGUGGCUCAGUUCCUGACGGGCAACUCCAUCCCGUCCUACAUCACCGACCUUCCAUCGGAAGUCCUCUCCACACCGUUUGGCCAAAUACUGCGGCCGAUUCUGGACUCCAUCCACAUCGCCCCUUCAGGAGGUAACGUCAUCAACGGCGGAAGAAACAUGUAAUCUGAGAGAGCAGCAGAGUUACCAAGUGCUCAAGAAGUCACUUUUAUUGUAGUCAGACAGUCAAACAGUCUAAUUGUCUUUUUUUAUUUCUUCUUUCUUUCUUUAAAUAAGCUACACACUAGCAUUCAAGCUAAGAGCCAUUUUGUAAGCUAUAACUGAUAAUUGACCAUUGAAUCCUUAAAAUAAUCAUCUACAUAUAAUUUCAUCCUUAAAACCUAGUUGGUUCAUGAAUACUACUUACUCUACUAACUCAGAGCCCUCUUCAUGAAGUUUGACGGUUCAGCGGGCAUCAAAUUCAAUACACCGCAAAGGACUUAGUAAACUAACAUUUUGGGGUUUAUCAGCAUAGCCGUAUAUCAAAAGAGUCAAUAUUCAACCCUAAGAACUGAUCUUGAUCAAUGUUGCCUCCUUACAAACAAACCUAUGGAAAGUCCAAUGUCCAUCAAGCUUUUUCAGAAGUGAAAUGUAACUAAGAUUAUUUAGAUUUGUGGCACUGCAACGUGAUUAACCAUUUACAUUAGGGCUGCCAGGAUAUCAGAUUUUCACCCCAUGAUUAUUGAGGCCAAGAUUAUUCAGCUAAAGAUAUUAUCCUGUUAUCUUUAGAACAUCUGUAAAAAAAAAAUAUAUAAUAAUAAUGCCAGAGAUCAAAUUAAUCUUUAACUGUCUAUUGUGCAUUUUGUCUUCUUUUUGGCAAAUUAAUUAUUCUCAAAAUACGAGUUUACGAGGUGGAGAGCGAGUCUGUAAUCAUAAUUGUAUAUAUAAAAUGAUUUAAGAGGUGCUGGAUUAUUUACACAAUAUCAUAUUAACAGAUUUACAUUUUGCAAGACUUUUUACUUUUACUUUACAACAUAAACAUAUGGCUGUUUUUACUCCACUGCUGUAUCUGAUGGCUGUAAUUAAAUUACAUUUGCAACAUAAAAAUACCUCUUGCACAUUAGUGCAUCCAGCUUAUUUAGUGCUUUAGCUCUUGUACUUAGGCACAAUCCCUUUUUGUUUUGCAAUGUUUAUUUAAUAUAGAAUUUAUCUCUUCUGUUUAAUUAUUUAAAAAGGAAUUUAGUUUAUUUUGAUGUUAUAACCAAUAUAUCAGGUUUCACAAAUGGUUUCUGCAGUGAAAUUUAUCUGCUGUUGACUACAAUUGAAUUAAUCUGAGUGUGCACUUUUAGAUAUAUAGAUAAGUUUAAUAUAUUCAAUUCUAUGGAUGCCGGUUGAUGAAAAACAAGAGCAAGAUGUUUGGAGAGUAUUUUAAUGUCAAUCAUUUUUUUAUUUUGCACUUAAAUGUUUUUUUUUGUUAUUUGCUAGCUUGUAGUUAAAUUCCAAUCAUUGAUCCUUUUAUACCUGUUAUAUUUGUCUAAACUGUUUCUGUUGAAUUCAACUCUACCUGACAUUAUCAUUUUAUUUGUCACGUCAUUUGUAAUAUGACAGAGCAGCUGAUUGAUGCCUAACCCUCACAGAGGUUAUAAGAUUAGAGGUUAUAUAAAAAUGUGUUGUGUGCAUAUCUCUAUAGCAGGACUGGGAUCAGUUCAUUGUAAAUUCAGUUAUUUCUAUGUAUAUGAAAGUAAACUCGGUUGACAAUGGUCGGCUACAAAAGUCUACAUUUCCUAAACAAUCCUGGUUUAAAGGUUUUUAAACAGUUAAACAGUUUUUUUUUUGUCAGAAAAAAACCAAGAACGUAUUUACAUCUCAUCUCUGUGAUAUAACUGAAAGUGAACUGCACCACAGCCCUGUUAUAUGACAUAAGUCUUGCCUCUUGGCCUGUAUCACCAGCUCCAUGGGAGAUGCUGAUCAUACAUUUUUUUUUGUGGAUAAUUCUAAACAACUGCUCAUCCACAUAUUUUUGUAAUGACCAUAAUCAGGGCAAUGUCCUGUGCUAUCAACUUAAUAACAACCUACUUGAGUCCUUUAACAGCCACCAGAGUGUGUUGGACAUACAAUACACCUCUGUGCCUUCAUUUCCCUGCUUGGCUACAGUCACACUGUUGGGAGUUGGCAUUGUUAUCAUAUAGCACAGAUGGUAACUCCCUGUGCAGUCUGCAUUCAAAGCUGCUAGUUAGUUUAUUGUGAGACGGUCCAAAUUAUUAAUAGUCUUACACAAACGAGGUGAAACUGGUAAGAAGCAGUAAGGAACCCUCAACUAAACUCUGUAAGAAUCUGUAGUUAACAUAAGCAGUACAAAAUAUUCCAGAUUAAACAUCUGGAUCCAGUAACACUCACAGCCUAUAAUCUCAGUGCAUUAUACACUGCACUCCGCCAUCAGAAAGAACACACACUCUGUCUAGUUUUAAGAUAAUGCAUAUAUUACAUGUUUUCAGGUUGAUCUGAUUAUGACAGUGUUACAUACAUGAACCAUAUUGAACCUCACGAGCCUGAACUGAACGAAGGAUCAAAGAAGCACAGAAAAAUUAGGAAAUCUCAAAGAAUGACUAAACCAGCAUUAACUUUCAUUGUGUUCUCCUGCAAUAAAUACACCUCACAUACAUUUUACCUUCCAAGCAGUCACCAUCACAUAUCUCACUAGCACCUGCACAUACAUAUUGGAUGUGCAAGCUAUUUAAAACUUUAUUUUCAAACCCAAUAUUUUUAAGUAUUUGGCUAUUUUAGGUUUGUUACCCCUUUAAAUGGCUACAAGGCUCAGGUGAAUCUGGGUUCUGUUAUUUUUGCCUUCUGCUUACCAACUAAGUGACAUGCUAAACAGGACCAGUGAAAUGUAUUACUGCACAAGUCACCCUUUGUUGCUCUGAUACUGUAUGUGUUUAUGCUGGCUGCUACCUGUUAUGUGAAAUGCAACAGAUAGUGAUGGAUAUUAUUUCAUGUUUAAGUAAUCUAACUAUAGUAGAUAUGUUUAUGCAUAUUGUUUGUAUUGUUUGUGUAAUAGUUUUUUGAAAAUCUACCUACAUAUAAAGCCAUUGACUGC